This is a messenger RNA of Serinus canaria (Common canary), 3390 nucleotides long. RefSeq lists its product as uncharacterized. Bases 1 to 3390 code for a protein of 1129 amino acids. The transcript has a single exon. The record is from RefSeq and is a predicted model, not a curated record. Gene Ontology annotation, biological process: DNA integration. Gene Ontology annotation, molecular function: nucleic acid binding; RNA-DNA hybrid ribonuclease activity. NCBI's taxonomy places the organism in Eukaryota, Metazoa, Chordata, Aves, Passeriformes, Fringillidae.
AUGGGCCAGUUGGAAGAAAGGCCGUUCCUACAGCCAUUAAAUUUGAGAUUUGGGGGGAAGGAAUUAGAUCAUCAAUUUUUAUAUAUGCCCAAUUGCCCUAAGUCACUAUUUGGGAGGGAUUUGCUAUCUCUUUUGAACAUGAAAAUUCUGUUUGAAGAUGGAAGAGUUAAAGUAGAAGUUCCUGAAGAAGAAAUAGCCAAAUUAUUCGUGAUUAGAGAAGUUGAACCCACCCCUAUCCCUGAGGAGGUAGAACAGGCUGUGGUACCAUGGGUAUGGGAAACGGGAGUCCCGGGGAAGUCUAAAGCUGCUCAACCAGUAAUAGUAGAGUUAAAAGAAGGGGUACAACCUGUAAGGAUAAAACAGUAUCCUAUUAAACUUGAAGCCAAAGAAGGGGUUGCUCCUCUCAUAGCACAAUUUCUAACACAAGGAAUACUGGAAGAAUGUGAAUCAGAAUACAACACCCCCAUUUUUCCCGUAAAGAAACCUAAUGGUAAGUAUAGAUUGGUACAGGAUUUACGGGCAAUUAAUAACAUUGUUAAGGAUAUUCACCCAGUGGUUGCAAAUCCAUAUACUUUGUUAACAUCUGUGUCUGAAAAGUUUAAAUGGUUUACUGUAAUUGAUUUGAAGGAUGCAUUCUUCUGCAUUCCCCUGGCAUUGCAAAGUAGGAAAUAUUUCGCCUUCGAAUGGGAAAGCCCAGACACCGGUCGCAAGAAGCAACUCACCUGGACGAGAUUACCCCAAGGCUACAAGAACAGUCCGACGAUAUUUGGGAAUCAGUUGGCAAAAGAAUUGGAAGAAUGGAAGAUGACUGAGGUAAGAGACUCGCCGUUCUCAUACGUGAUUUUACAGUAUGUCGAUGAUAUCUUUCUAGCCACAGAAGAGAAAGAACUGUGUUUAAAACUCACCAUAGCAUUGCUGAAUAUGCUGGGCCAGGCUGGAUAUCGAGUAUCAAAAGAAAAAGCACAGCUGAUAAAGGAAAGUGUGAUUUACCUGGGUUGUGAAAUCAUUCAGGGUCAGAGACGGUUGGGAAUCAACCGAGUGGAGGCCAUUUGUGCCAUCCCGCUCCCGAGAAGUCACCAAGAAUUAAGAUCUUUCUUGGGGAUGGUAGGAUGGUGUCGAUUGUGGAUUCCAAAUUUCGGGUUACUAGCGAAACCAUUGUAUGAGGCCCUGAAGGAACCACAGCUGAACUGGGACAGGUCAAGGAAGAAUGCUUUCCAAAACUUAAAACAAGCCCUGAAGGAGGCCCCGGCUUUAGGGCUCCCGGAUUUGAGCAAGGACUUUCAGUUGUAUGUAAAUGAAAGACAAAAGCUGGCUCUGGGAGUACUAACCCAACGGAUUGGGUCAUGGAAACGCCCGGUGGGAUACUUCUCGAAGCAGCUGGACACUGUCAGUGCUGGUUGGCCGUCAUGCUUGCGGGCAGUUACGGCCACGGUGAUCCUCAUUCAAGAAGCCAGAAAAUUGACGAUGGGCAAGAAAAUGGAGGUAUUUGUACCCCAUAUGGUACUGGCUGUUUUGGAACAAAAGGGGGGUCACUGGUUAUCAUCUAGCCGAAUGCUGCAGUACCAAGCAAUAUUGAGAGAGCAGGAUGAUGUAGAAUUGAAAAUAACUAAUCAUAUUAAUCCAGCAGAAUUUCUCCGCAGUGAACAGGAGGAGGGAGAAUUGGCGCAUGAUUGUGUGGAGGUCAUCGAGCAGGUAUACGCUAGUCGGAUAGAUCUUAAAGACACACCGAUGGAAGAUCCAGACUGGGAACUGUUCACGGACGGAUCAAGUUACGUGGAAAAUGGUACCAGGUAUGCAGGGUAUGCCGUGGUAACUGUUCAUACGAUUGUAGAGGCAAAAGCUUUACCUCCUGGUACCUCAGCCCAGAGGGCAGAAAUAAUUGGGCUUACACGAGCCCUAGUCCUCAGUACUGGAACAAAAGUAAAUAUUUGGACUGACUCUAAAUAUGCCUUCGGGGUAAUCCAUGUACAUGGGGCAUUGUGGAAGGAGAGAGGACUACUCAGUUCACAGGGAACAUCUAUCAAGUACAAAGAAGAAAUCUUAGCUUUGCUGGAAGCAGUACACAGACCGAAAAAGGUUGCGGUAAUGCAUGUGAGAGGACAUCGAAAGGAGGAAGGAAAAAUUUACCAAGGAAAUGAUUUGGCUGAUGUGACAGCUCGAAAGGUGGCUCGAGAGGUAUGGACUCAGAUGGCAUUGAUACCAGUCAAGGUAAGCCCAGUAAAUCCCUACCUAAACCAGGCACCUAAAUAUUCAAUAGACGAUGAGAAGUUGGCAAUGUUAUUGAAUGCACAAAAGAACAUGACUGGAUGGUAUGUAACAACAACGGGACAGGUCGUGGUACCAGCAAAAAUAAUGAAAGUCAUUUUGGAAACAGAACAUAACAAAUGCCAUUGGGGUGCAGAGAUGCUCGUAAAAUUCUUAAGGAGAGAAAUAGUUUCAAACCAGAUGUUAACACUUGCAAAACGGGUGAAUGCAAUGUGCCCAGUCUGUUUGAAAAAUAACCCAAUUGUCAGGAAACAAAUUCAACUAGGGAAACUGCAGGUAGGACCGGAACCGGGAGACUAUUGGCAAGUAGAUUUUUCUGAGUUACCAAAAGCACAAAAUUUCAAGUACAUGAUAGUGUAUGUCUGUACCUUUUCAGGAUGGCCAGAAGCUUACCCCUGUAGGACAAAUCAGGCUAAGGAAGUGGUUAGGACACUGCUUAAAGAAAUCAUUCCCAGGUUCGGGGUACCUCUAGGGUUGUCGUCGGAUAGAGGUCCACAUUUUAUAGCUGGGAUUGUGCAAACAGUAGCUAGGAUGUUGGACAUAUCCUGGGACUUGCAUACACCUUGGCGACCUCAAUCAAGUGGUCAGGUUGAAAGAAUGAAUCAAACACUGAAAGGGCAAAUCAAGAAAAUUUGCCAGGAAGCUAAAAUGCAAUGGCCGCAAGCAUUACCGUUAGCUUUGUUGCGAAUCAGGAUAAAGCCCAGGGAGAGGUUGGGGGUAAGUCCUUAUGAGAUUCUAUAUGGGAAACCUUAUCAUGCUACCGUACUAAAGGGAGAUCUACAUGUACAAGGGGACCAAGUGAUAUUUAAUUAUGUAAUGUCACUAAACAGAACUCUCAACAGCCUACGGGGAGCCCUGCAGUGGAACCGACCCCUACCACUGGAGAAUCCAGUCCAUGACAUCCAACCUGGUGACCGAGUGUAUGUGAAAAAUUGGUUCACGGAUCCACUGAAGGAAACAUGGGAUGGCCCCUACCAAGUGAUCCUGACGACCUACACAGCAAUAAAGGUGGCGGGAAUCGACACCUGGAUCCACUACACUCGAGUCAAGAAAAUUCCAACACAAUGGGAGACUCAGAUGGUCUCCCCGACGCGAAUGAUAUUUCGCGCAAAGCCGCAUUCUUAA